Messenger RNA from Aspergillus homomorphus CBS 101889, 291 nucleotides. RefSeq lists its product as uncharacterized. The annotation marks the transcript as partial. Lineage: Eukaryota; Fungi; Ascomycota; Eurotiomycetes; Eurotiales; Aspergillaceae. The record is from RefSeq and is a predicted model, not a curated record. The transcript has a single exon.
AAAGCUUAUAUACUUGGGCUUCAUGACGCAGGCAUAGCGAAGAGUCAAAUUGCUCGGAGAGUAAAUCGGCCAAUCCAAUCAAUUUGCAACGCGAUCAAACGCGUUAAGGAACACAACUCCUUACCUUCUUCACCUCGAUCAGGACGUCCAAAAAAGACCUCAGAAACCGAGAAACGUCUAAUUAUUCGAACUAUCAAGAGAAAUCCGUUUAUAUCAUACGCCUCGCUUAUCCAAGAACUCGAACUCUCGAUCCAACGCCGAACCGCAUACUCGAUCAUUCAGGAGUCAGGA